GACUCAAGUUGCUCUUGGAGAGCGUGAAGAUAAUCCAUUUCGGUUGUGUAGAGGAUCAGACAGUCACAUAAAUGCAGUAUCUAAACGUAAAAGAAGACUGCAAAGCCAUGGCUUUCUGUGCAAAAAUGAGGAGCACGAAGAAGAGCGAAGUAAACGUGGAAGCUCAGCAUCAGGGUUUGGAAAUACUCUUGUACCUGCAAGAUAAAGCUCCCAUUUGUUACACCAGUGGCGAGUUUACCUCGGAGGAGCUGUGCAUUGAAGCUGCCCAGAAGUGCUCUAUAUCCCCUCUGUGCCAUAAUCUCUUUGCUCUGUAUGACGAGAACAAAAGACUCUGGUAUGCACCAAACCAGGUCUUUAAGAUAGAUGAAAAAACGUCACACCGGCUCCAUUAUCGCAUGAGAUACUACUUUACAAACUGGCACGGGACUAGUGAAAACGAACCCUCGGUGUGGAGGCAUUCCCCAAGGAGGGCAAAGAACGCUUACGAGAAGCAGCUGGCACCAGAAGGAACCCCGAUACUUGAUGCAAACUCCUUAGAAUACAUCUUUGCACAGGGUCAGUAUGACUUAGUGAAAGGCCUGGCGCCGAUCCGUGAUCCGAAAAACGAUCAAGAGGUUCAUGAAAUUGAGAAUGAAUGUCUGGGGAUGGCUGUCCUUGCAAUCUCUCACUAUGCCAUCAAUAAAAACGUGAAGCUUCCGGAGCUUCCCAAAGAUAUCAGUUAUAAGCAUUAUAUUCCUGAAACUUUGAACAAGACUAUCAGACAGAGGAAUUUCUUAACAAGGAUCCGGAUAAAUAAUGUUUUCAAGCAUUUCCUUAAAGAGUUUAAUAACAAAACCAUUGGUGACAAUAGUGUGUCUCCGCGUGAUCUGAAAGUGAAAUACUUGUCGACGAUGGAGACCUUGACGAAACAUUACGGAGCAGAAAUUUUUGAGACUUCAUUUUUGCUGAUUUCAUCUGAGAAUGAAAUAAAUAGAUGUAAUUGUGGAGAAAACGAGAUCCUCCCACUCUAUGAAGUCAUCGUAACAGGGAACAACGGAAUUCAGUGGAGGCUCAAGCCAAAUUCUGUACAGACAGAGAAAGAGAAGAAGAAAAAAUGUGAUGGCAAAACCAAAAAAGAUGAAGAAAAACACAAAAUUCGAGACGUAUGGAACAAUUUUUCCUAUUUUCCUGAAAUCACCCACAUUGUCAUCAAGGAGUCAACAGUUAGCAUUAACAAGCAGGAUAACAAAAGGAUGGAGUUAAAACUGUCCUCGCAUGAUGAGGCCCUGUCGUUUGCAUCGUUGAUAGACGGGUACUUCAGACUUACAGCAGAUGCCCACCAUUACCUCUGCACGGAUGUGGCUCCCCCGCUGAUCGAGCACAACAUAAAAAAUGGAUGCCAUGGACCCAUUUGCACGGACUACGCCAUCAACAAAAUGAUAAAUAAUUCAAUCCAGUACAAGAACUUCCAGAUUGAGGUGAAGAAAGGCGGGUACUUCCUACAUGGUUCGAACAAGCCCUUCUCAUCCUUGAAAGAGCUGAUGGAUCACCUCAAAGGACAAAUACUUCGGACAGACAACAUAAGCUUUACACUGAAGAGGUGCUGCCAGCCAAAACCAAGAGAAAUCUCCAACUUGCUAGUUGCAACCAAGAAGGCGCAGGAAUGGCAGCCUGUUAAUCACCUAGGGCAGCUGAGUUUCCAUCGAAUCCUCAAGGAAGAAAUCAUACAGGGGGAACAUCUUGGAAGAGGGACGAGAACGCAGAUUUACUCCGGGAUUCUCAACUACAAAGAUGAUGAGAAUGAAGGAUAUCAAAAUGAAAAAGAGAUUAAAGUCCUCCUCAAAGUCUUGGACCCCAGCCACAGAGACAUUUCUUUGGCGUUCUUUGAAACGGCAAGCAUGAUGAGGCAGGUGUCCCACAAGCACAUCGUCCUUCUCCACGGAGUCUGCGUCCGUGACGUCGAAAAUAUCAUGGUCGAAGAGUUUGUUGAAUUUGGGCCUCUGGAUCUGUUUAUGCAUCGGAAAAGUGAAGUUCUGACAACUCUUUGGAAAUUCAAAGUUGCCAAGCAACUUGCAAGUGCCCUAAGCUACUUGGAGGAUAAGGAUUUGGUACAUGGAAACGUGUGUACUAAAAACAUCCUGCUGGCAAGAGAGGGCAUUGACACGGAAUAUGGUCCUUUCAUAAAGCUGAGCGACCCGGGCAUACCCAUAACUGUGCUGUCCAGACAAGAAUGUGUCGAGCGAAUCCCCUGGAUCGCCCCCGAAUGUGUUGAAGACUCCAAAAAUUUGAGCGUUGCAGCAGAUAAGUGGAGUUUUGGUACAACACUGUGGGAAAUCUGCUAUAACGGAGAAAUACCGCUCAAAGACAAGACGUUAGCAGAGAAGGAGCGGUUCUACGAGGGGCAUUUUGUGUUGGCGACACCGUCGUGCAAGGAGCUGGCCGACCUGAUGAAACAGUGCAUGAACUACGACCCCCACCAGAGACCCUUCUUCCGAGCCAUCAUGAGGGACAUCAACAAGCUGGAGGAACAAAAUCCCGAUAUCGUCUCAGAGAAGAAACCCUUCACAGAGGUCGACCCCACGCUCUUUGAAAAACGAUUCUUGAAAAGAAUCCGCGACUUGGGCGAGGGCCACUUUGGCAAGGUUGAACUCUGCAGAUACGACCCCGAAGGCGACAACACAGGGGAGCAAGUGGCCGUUAAAUCUCUAAAGCCAGAGAGUGGAGGGAAUCACAUCGCUGAUCUCAAGAAGGAGAUAGAAAUCUUGAGGAAUCUUUACCAUGAGAACAUUGUCAAAUACAAGGGAAUCUGCACAGAAGAUGGAGGAAGUGGGAUUAAACUCAUCAUGGAAUUCCUUCCCUCUGGGAGCCUAAAGGAGUAUCUUCCCCGGAACAAGAACAAAAUCAAUCUCAAACAGCUGCUCAGAUACGCCGUUCAGAUCUGCAAGGGAAUGGACUAUCUGGGCUCCCGUCAGUACGUGCACCGGGACUUAGCAGCGAGAAACGUCCUUGUUGAAAGCGAGAACAGAGUGAAGAUCGGCGACUUCGGGCUCACCAAGGCAAUCGAGACCGAUAAGGAGUACUACACGGUCAAAGACGACCUCGACAGCCCUGUUUUUUGGUAUGCUCCGGAAUGCCUGCUUCAGAGCAAAUUCUAUAUCGCCUCGGACGUCUGGUCGUUCGGGGUGACGCUGUACGAACUGCUGACCUACUGCGACUCCGAGUCCAGCCCCAUGGCAGAGUUCCUGAAAAUGAUCGGCCCCACGCAGGGACAGAUGACGGUCGCCCGCCUGGUGCGCGUCUUGCAGGAGGAGAAGCGUUUGCCACGUCCACCCGGCUGCCCGGAGGAGGUGGACCAGCUGAUGAGGAAGUGCUGGAUAUUCAAGCACGACGAACGGACAACCUUCCGCAAUCUGAUUCAAGGAUUUGAAACAAUUAUGAGUAAAAUGUAAUUAACUUUUUUUAUACUGGCAGUACUGUAAACGUGUGUCAAAAUAUAAAUGCCCAAGACCUUUCAUUUUUUUUUUUUAACUACUGUAAUUUGUACUCUGACUGUGCUGAUGUGCUUAAAGGAGUCUUUUUCCAACA
Messenger RNA from Opisthocomus hoazin, 3564 nucleotides. NCBI's taxonomy places the organism in Eukaryota, Metazoa, Chordata, Aves, Opisthocomiformes, Opisthocomidae. The record is from RefSeq and is a predicted model, not a curated record.